Molecule: messenger RNA, 3023 nt
Organism: Myxozyma melibiosi
Lineage: Eukaryota; Fungi; Ascomycota; Lipomycetes; Lipomycetales; Lipomycetaceae
Exons: 3
Coding region: 412-2523 (703 amino acids)
Molecular function (GO): nucleic acid binding
Source: RefSeq, a predicted model, not a curated record
CUAGCAACGGCUGCUGUACUUACGAUCCGAUUCACGCACAGAGACCGCUGUUAACUUGCUUACUUUAAUAAAUCUUCUAUUUGAAGACUUUGGUUUUUAUCUGUUUUAUUCUUGAUAGUUGUGAAUCGUUUUUUCCUUCAGACAAAAAUACUCUGCCUUUUGCGAUGACUACGGUAUGCAAUUCGAUCGAACAUUCAUUCAAUCAAAUAACUUUCUUCCCCCGGUCUGCCUACUUUGAUUUCCCAGUGCAGAGUGCCUUAUUUAUUGCGUUUCGGUGUUUGGUAGCGUGGUAGCUGUUAUAUGGAAGAACGAGAAAUCAUUGCUGGCAGUCGGAAGGAUGGAGAAGAACAUAGUCGUGUGCUAACUGUGUUUCCUACAUAGUCUACCAACGGAUCUGCUCCUAAGGCCCAUAUGCUAAAUGAAAGGGAUCGGAUCUUGUGUGUUGCUGAUAUUCGAGGCCAAAUAUCUAUCUUGAACCAGCUGGCUGAAGAAUAUAAGGCUACGUGCAUUAUUCAUACCGGAGACUUUGGUUUCUACGAUCGGGAUAGUGUUCCGAGAAUUACCGACAAAACCCUGCGUCAUGUCGCUCAAUACUCUCCACUUCUUGACCCCCGCUCGCUACCCCAGGACCCGCUACCCUUGCGACAGUACCUACUGACUCGACCGAUAUCUCAGUUGUCUCAGCUCCUCGCCGGUGAGAUCAAGCUUUCAGUGCCCGUCUACACCGUCCACGGCGCCUGCGAGGACGUCUCUGUGCUAGAGAAGUUCAGAUCGGGCGAAUACAAGGCUCCGAAUCUCCAUAUAGUCGACGAACAUAACUCGCAUUCAAUUGAGACCAGCAACGGCGUCAAGUUCCGUCUUCUCGGACUCGGUGGUGCGCUAGUUAUGCACAAGCUGUUCGACAAUGGCUCAGGUCGCACGACCAUAGCCGGCGGAGGUGGUACGACCUGGACCACGCUACUUCAGAUCGGUGAGUUGAUCGACACAGCUGCGCGCAGCUUCGACGAAACCGAGACUCGAAUCCUGGUCACGCACGCGUCACCUGCUCGCGAAGGUAUUCUCGCACAGCUUGCACUUUGCCUCAAGGCCGAUUUUUCGAUCUCCGGUGGACUUCAUUUCCGCUACGGCUGCAGCUACAAUGAGUUUGCUGUCCAUCCCACCUACGAUUACUUUCGCAACAAGUUGAUCGCUUCACGACAGCAGUUUAUGGAUGUGUGGGAUGUGGUCAAGACCGAGGUGCAGCCGGUGAUUGCAGACAGCCCGACGCAACGGCGUUUGAUUGAUAACGCGCUUUCGGUGAUUAUGAAAAUGCCGUCGAGUACACAGGUUUCUGAAAUUGAGAAAGAAAAAGAAGAACUUCAAAACAUAGGAUUCAGGAAUAUGUGGCAUCUCAACCUGGCCGACGUUGCUUAUGGUACCGUUGUGAUGGAGGUGAAGGACGGCAGGAUUGGAAUCGAAACAAAGUCAGAGGGAUUCAACUUCAAGUACCGGAGGUUAGAAAACAACGCAAGCAGUUCAGGGCUGAAGGGUGGUCCCAAGCACAUUGCUUCGCGCAAACCGUCCGCGCCUCAGACUGCAGCCGCGUCAUCGACUACUAAUGGCACCGUCGGCGCGUCAGGCUCGAACUCGAGUGCAGCAAAUGCGAAGGCAGGUGAGGGCAGGGCUUCGAUUUCUGCGCCAACACCAUCGGAGACGACCGGUGAGCAGAAGAAGGCUUCCACUGAUGCUUCGGCGGCAACUGAACCGAAAGAGGAUGGUCUAGGUGCAGUCAUCAAGAGCGAGGGUCUUUCUACUUCUAGUGUGCUACAAGCCCGCCGUCCAGGUCUAUGGGUUGCUCGCGCGGAUGAGAGCGAGGAUGCCUUAAAGUCAUACUUUGCGGAGGAGGAUCGGGCCAAUAUCACCAGCGUAUCCAUCAGAACCGGUCAGACCGGAAAGAAGUUUGCGUAUGUGUAUUUCGACACUGCUGAAAAUGCCGAGGCCGCCAUGCCGCGCGCUACUCUUGCUAAACUCGGCAACGUGGCUAUAAUCAACGACAACAUGACCGGUGGAAGCGGAAGCGGAAGCGGGCGGGGAGGAUCAGGCGCCGGACGGUUUGGAAGCAGUAGAUCUGGAUCUGUAGCCUGGGGUGGGGCUCCGAAAGAUGGAAGUGAAGGAGCUCGGUUGCCAUCGAGAGCGCGAAUCAGUGGAGGAAGCCGGACAACCGCUCGCGGUGGACGAGGUGGCAGAGGUGGCCGCGGUGGCUCUUCGACAGCUGUGUCGUCGUCUUCAGGCGCCACUACCACCACUGCUUCUGGUGCCGGUGCAUCAUCAAGCAGCCCUUCAGAGUCAUCAGCAAACACUGCGAGCCCAUCCUCUGGCGGCGCUGCUUCUAACGGUGGCAGCACAUCGACCAGUUCUACAACAGCGGCUGCUCCUGCUUCUACUCCUGCUACUGCUCCCGCUGCUACUCCUGCGCCCGCCCCUGCUCCCGCGGCUAGCACCAACUCUACAUCUGGUCCAGAAACCUCAUCGUCCCCAAAUUAAGAAGAGAGGAUGCGGUAUCCAUCAGAUUACAGCUGGAAUUACAAUAGAAUAGUACGGAAGGAAAAAAAGUUCCUUUGUUGACUCUCUUCUCCUUUCUUGUUUGUUAUUUUAUACUCCUAUGGAAUUCUUUCGCUUUUUUGUUAUUAUAUUAUCUGUCUCUAAUUUUUGUGAUUGCUUUCUCGCUCCUUGUUGUCCCAAUAUGCCGCUGCUACUUGUUUCCCAAAGAAAAGAACGGGAAGUGGCAGGUUCAGACACCAUUGUAUGUGAAAAGGAUAACGAAAUGGGGCAAGAAGGGAAAUAAAUAGGACUUUGUAUUUUUACAGUUGCUGAAAUGCUAAUGUGUAAUCGAUAUUACUCUCUUCGUAGUAGAGGCCGUUGUCUGUAGCCAGUAGCCUCGAAAUCUGAUGCAGUAUCGAAAUUAUCUGAGGCGUGUCGUGAGAAUCGAGAGGGUGUAGGGUAAGUCAGAAAACUAGUCGUCAACAAUCGACAGGGUUUUGGAU